Molecule: messenger RNA, 1416 nt
Organism: Orbicella faveolata
Lineage: Eukaryota; Metazoa; Cnidaria; Anthozoa; Scleractinia; Merulinidae
Product: b(0,+)-type amino acid transporter 1-like
Biological process (GO): amino acid transmembrane transport
Cellular component (GO): membrane
Molecular function (GO): L-amino acid transmembrane transporter activity
Source: RefSeq, a predicted model, not a curated record
AUAUAAGGCAAGUAACAGGGCGAUCUACUCAAUGUGGAUUUAUUCGCUUUCUGUUUGCACAUGCAAUAAUCAAUUUUUUCCUCAGUUAUUUCGAAAUUACGUUUAAUCAGGCUUAUUUUUGCUGUGAUAAUCUCAUCCAACCUUAUCUAGGACUCAACGUGACUCCGUGACAACGUGACAACGUGACUCACUGUACUUAUCAUAUCUGCCUGCGACAAAAUUCUCAAUCUACAGUGGUAACAUUUUUAAUGUACGAUUAGAUUCUGCCACGCAAAAUAGUGAGAAAAAGUAAGAGAUACUUGGCCGUAAAAUAUUAUUCACACAGAUUAUUAUAGAACGUACAGAUUACUUUACUUUAAUCCAAAGAGGUAAUAACAAACCGUGAAUGAAAUAUUUUGACAGAUUACUGAAGAUCAAACAAAGCCCCAAAAGCAGAAUAAACAACGCAGGGUCAGCAAGGAUCAGGUAAAUAAUUCUUGAUUUAGGGACCAUGGCGGAGGACUCCCAGUCCCAAAGCUUCAUCGAUGAAACGCAAAACGGCGAAUUCGAUGACGAAAAGCGCGUAAGAAACACGGUGUCCCUCAGACGUUCCUUGGAAGUUCCUGGGGGAAUUGCAUUCCUCGUUGGCACAAUAAUCGGCUCGGGAAUCUUCGCAACACCAAAAUGGGUGCUGUUCUACGUUGGCUCCGUAGGAAUGUCUUUAGUGAUUUGGGCCAUCUGUGGAAUAAUCUCUCUUUUUAGCGCGUUAUGUUACAGUGAGUUAGGAACUAUGAUUCCAAGAUCUGGUGCUGAGUUUCAGUACUUGCUGGAGGCGUAUGGAUCCCUUCCAGCCUUCCUGUUCUCGUGGACUUUUGUGCUGUUUCAGAGGCCGGCUAGUCAGAUCAUGGUUCUCCUUGUGUUUGGAUCGUAUGUUAUCGAAGCUAUCUUCCCUGGUUGUGGCGGACGUGAAGAUCUUGGUCCGCUGGUUAAAAUGCUAGCGGCUGCAGCACUAGGUGAGUUGGAAUUUCUGUUCAGUUUUCAUUGUUAGCUACAGAAUGCCAUUUGUGGAUCAAAUUUUUAAAUACAUAGGCCAGAUGACCCGAGCAUGCGAAGAUUUUACUAUCCCUAGGUAGACAGUAUAACAGCUAAAAAAAAAUACUUCAUUUGGAAACACCAGGAAAACAUUCAAGGGAAACAUUCUUUUCAACCGCGCGGCCGGGAAAGAUUGCUCAAAACGACAGGUUUCGAAGUUACCAGAAUUACAUAUGAACUGUCAUUCGGGUUUGUUUAAUUUCUGUCUUGUAUGAUUUUCAAGGUAAACAGUACCGAAUAGUUAACUUAACGUAAUUGGAGAUGUGUUUUGGAAGAAAAGGCUUGCGUAAAAGAUGCUUUCAGCCAUAUAUGCGGACUAAAUGCUUUUCGCGUUUGAAAAAUGCU